This is a messenger RNA of Rotaria sp. Silwood2, 831 nucleotides long. NCBI's taxonomy places the organism in Eukaryota, Metazoa, Rotifera, Eurotatoria, Philodinida, Philodinidae. The record is from the annotation of a GenBank genome assembly.
AUGGCAUCUGCAACAGCACGUUAUCCAUUGAAACCAAAAACUUUAACAUUACUUGAAUUAUGUCAAUCAUUUCAAGACUUUCGUCAUCCACCUACAUCAUCAUCAUCAUCAUCAAGUUCUUCACAUGUUCUUACUCGUCGUAUCUAUCUUCAUCCAUUAACAUUAAAUCCACAUUCAAAACAACCAUUAUCUAAAACAUCUUCUACUCAUUCUCUUGCAACAUUUGAUCAUGAACAACGUGCUCAUCAUGUAAAUUCGGAUAAAAAUCGUGAAAUACAUCAAAUUAAAAAUAAAUCAUCAUUUCAUGGUCUUGCUGUUUUUUCAUCAUCAGCUCCAAUAACAACACGUAUCAGUACUAAAUCUGAUACUCGACAUAUUCGUGAUAAACAAUCUAUAAAUAUUGAUGAAGAUACAAAUUAUGAUUAUGAUACAAGUACACUAACUAUUUCUUCAAGUCAACCUAGUUUACAAUCAUUGACUCGAGGUACAUCAUCAAGUACACAUAAAAUAUGUACUCGUCCAUCAUGUGUAAUGAAUAAUCACAAAACUUAUUUAAAAUCAAAUCAAUGGGAUAAAUUUGAUGUAUGGGAUCAUUUAGAUCAAACAUUACAACGACCAAUGCCAAAUGAUCCACCAACAACACCAUAUAAUACUGUUAUAGAUUUAAAUAAAGAAAAUGAUGAAUCACAACAACAAUAUUCAAAUUAUAAUUUUAUUCAAGAAAUUAAAAUCUAUAAACGAAAUCCAAGAGAAAAAUCAAGUAUAGAUCAAAAUGAUAAUAAUAAUAAUAAUAAUAAUGAUGAUGAUGAUUAUAUUUAUUAUGACAAUUAA